Micropterus salmoides (largemouth bass) is the source of this 2550-nucleotide messenger RNA. RefSeq names its product APC membrane recruitment protein 2-like. The record is from RefSeq and is a predicted model, not a curated record. The coding region runs from base 89 to 676 and encodes 195 amino acids. The transcript has a single exon. NCBI's taxonomy places the organism in Eukaryota, Metazoa, Chordata, Actinopteri, Centrarchiformes, Centrarchidae.
UCCUACAUCUACCCCUACCUCUUGCUCUGUCACUUCUCUUCCUUCUACCCCUGCCCCUUGUCCGAGUGAGGCCCCAGCCUCUGCUAAGAUGAGAGCCAGUGGACAGGCAUCAUUGGAUGGGCAACUGGCUAGUCUAAGUAGCAUAGACAGCACCCAGACCGUGCUGUCCAAAACAGAGGAAAUGCAUAAUGUAUCACGAGCAAGCGUCCAGGGACCCUCCAGAGAAAGGAAGAUACCACAAGUAAAGGCAUCAGGACUUAGCAAAAUACCUGUAGUUGGAGGGGGCAAAGCAGGCAAACUCCCUGUCCGGGACGGUCAACAUGCUGAUGAUGAAGCAAACAGGGAUCCGCCUACUCCUGUGCUAGAGGAAGAGAGGCCCCAUUUCAACUCACAUGAUUCAGGGAGCAAAUAUAAAAUCAGUGAUGUUGGGGCUAAUGUGCCCACCUCAAAACACACCCAGGAGGAGAGUCAGCAGCCUCCACAGCCGAAAGUCCUCACCAGUUUACCGCGUGACUCAAAGAUCCCCGUGAAGCAUGGUGCACAGUCUCACACUGCCUCCCAAAUCCCUCAAGCUAAAGAACCCCUUCGCACCAAGAUACCAGUGUCCAAGGUUCCUGUCCGCAGGGUUGGUAAUAAACCUGGAGCUGCAGGUGGCAGCACCCAGAUAAGAAAGUAAACAACGGACUGAAUCAAUCAACUAUACAGAUUAUGGCUUUGACUGCAACUUCUUAUCCAAUAUAACUACAUGGCCACCCUUUUUUAAUUCAUAUUUCUAUACUGUAACUCUUGGCUUGUGUCUCUGUCAUCUCUUGGCUUCACUACACCAUAAGCAACAGUAACAGAGUCAAGGAGGCUGACAGCACUCAAGCACAAAACAUCGCCACAGGGAGCCAAAGCAACAAGCCUGGCUCUUUGGUGCUGAGCCAACUGGACACGCACUCAGGAAAGGUUCAGGGUCACACCUGAACACACAGCAGCAUCUGUAACUAUGGAUAAGCAAGAUUAAACGUCUUCUGGGAACACAGUCACACACACAACACGGGCGAGUGCCUUUUUAAAGGGUGCUUUUCCUACAGACUCAGAAUUUGUUCAGUCUUUUCUACAGUGCUUUUAACUUUUGUUACUCCCACUUUUUGUAGGAACCGUCAAAUCUUUUUGUCUUUCUUUCCAGCAAGUCCUUUGAUAAUAACCAGUCCCUUUACGUUUUAUUUAUGUCAGGAGAAGAACCGCAGGAGCUCUACAGAUAAAUGCAACAACCAAAUUUACAUUCCACACCUAUGUCCGGACAUAUGUAGCAGAAAACGUGCCAUUAAUUAAUGCACAAGAUAUUGAACUGUACAGCGACUGUGUGUCCGCCUGCUCAUACGUAACAUGAUCAGAUCUCACUGUGAACUAUGGGAGAGAUUGUAACCCUUCCAGUAAAAUGGACAGUGGACAGCAGCCAUUAUGAAUGGCACUGUGGACGUUUGAGCGACAUAGAGAAGAUGCUGCUGAGAUGAGAUCUCCAGCUCGUACACUGGCACAUUCUUAUCCUUACCCCCACUUAUACUCAGAUGAGAACAAUAUCUCUGUGUAUAGUCUCAUCUAUGUUGUUCUGUUUCCUAUUUAAUCAAUAAAACAUAAUGAGUACUUUGCAACAUGACAUCUGUUUGAGUUGUGAAUUAUAUCCUGUUUUACGUAUUGUGGCAGAUUGCAGACAGAUAAGACGUGAGCGCACAUAAAAGGAUUUCCUGGCUCUGUAUUAAGCAUGUGGAAGGAAAUCACAUAACUGUCAAGAACUGUGAAAAGCUAAAGAUUAGAGAGAAAUGACAAACAUUUUUAUAUUUUCACAGACAAAUCCCCACAGUUGCUCACCAUCUUACAACAGCCGGGGCUCAGAGUGUGUUCACAGGAACAUGAUUCCAACAUCAUCCACACACCAAGCUCACUGACCUGAAUAACAAGCACAUUAAUGUCAGCAGAGCCCGGCCAAUCAGCUUCAAGGGAAAACGCUUAACAUGCAUACCUUAUUAUCAGGAAAAGGGUUUGGGAAUGUGUGCCAUUGCUAUUCUUAGUGUACCCAAUGGAUCUGCUGAAUAAUGCCCCUCUGACUGGAGUGGAUCAUUUGAUUUGGACAUUUAGUAGCAGUUUGACAUCAUUGCAGAAAAUGCAAAAUGAAGGUUAUUUGAACACAAAAGGCUGGAGUGAACUAUAAAGACUGUCUAGAAUGUCGCAAAAAGGUAGAAAAUACGGGAGGGGUAAAAAAAUGUUGAAAAGCAACUCUAGUGGUGAGAAUAAAACCUCAGGUUAAGGAUGGGAAGCUGAUCUGAGUCAUGGGGUGAUGUUUACAGAAGUCUGGUGUUAGGAAUAAGGAGUGAAGGACAAAGGGUGAUUUUUUUUUACAAAUAAAAGCAUUGUGCAGGUGACACAAAAAGACCUCUGUUUACUUUAGGAAGCCAGAGGCUGCAAGCUGAGAAGAGAGGACCAUCAUUAGCCCAGGAAAAACACGAGGAUUUCACCACAUUAAAGUGCUGACACAGACUUACAGAGGGUAAAACAUCUGCCUGAGAA